AUGACAACAGAUAAUACUGGUAGCCAAAUAACAGCAGAUGAAAUUGCUCUCUAUGACCGUCAAAUUCGGCUAUGGGGUGUAAAAGCACAAGAAAAACUUCGGACUGCCAAAAUUCUGCUCAUCACUCUCAGGUCCCUUGGCGCAGAAGUGGCCAAAAAUCUUGUGCUAGUUGGAAUUGGAUCCCUUACGAUCAUAGAUAAUGCUACUGUUAGAGAGGAGGACGUUGGUGCUCAAUUUUUCCUCUCGGAAGAGCAUAUCAGCCAAAACAGAGCAGAGGCUGCAGCCCCUCAAAUUCGUCAAAUGAACCCAAGGGUACAGGUGACAGUUGAAGCUGUCAAUAUCAGAUCAAAACCACCAGCAUUCUUUGCUUCAUAUGACGUAACCAUCGCAACAGAUCUGGACUAUGACACCCUCUGCUGGAUAAACAAUUCCUGUCGAGUGGCCAAUCGUCGUUUCUACGCCGCAGGAAUUCAUGGGUUUUACGGCUACAUCUUCUCCGACCAACUUAGCCAUGACUUUGUAAUCGAACGAGAAAAAUCAAACGUCGCCUCUUCGACCAUCGAAACACCCACCAGAACAAUUCUGGACGUGAAAACCAAAAAGGAAAACGACAAGGUUAUAGAAAUGAUCACAAAACGCGAAGUCUACUGUCCGCUCAUGCUUUCCAACACCUCUUCCCUGCCUCAGGAAUUCACUAAAGUGCGCCGUAAGCGCCUGCAGGUAACACCCCUUCUCACCUGUCUACGUGCCCUUUGGGAAUUCCAACGCGAAAUGAAUGGAAGUUUGCCCACAAGGGAUGACCUGGAAACAUUCCUUCGCCUCGCCAAUGACCGCCAUUUAGAACUUCGUCUAGAUAUUUCCACUCUCACCGCGGAGUUCAUACGAAGUUUCCUUGACAAUCUUGGCAGUGAAUUGAGUCCCGUUGCCGCAUUUUUGGGAGGUGCUGCUGCUCAAGAUGUCAUUAACGUUUUAGGCGCAAGGGAGCAGCCGCUGCAGAAUCUCCUAUUGUUCGAUGGCGAGCGGAGUGUUGCACCUAUCUAUUCGCUGCAUCCGAUUUUCCCGGAAGAGUGA
Molecule: messenger RNA, 1071 nt
Organism: Paracoccidioides brasiliensis Pb18
Product: E1 ubiquitin-activating protein AOS1
Exons: 4
Coding region: 1-1071 (356 amino acids)
Biological process (GO): protein sumoylation
Cellular component (GO): SUMO activating enzyme complex; cytoplasm
Molecular function (GO): SUMO activating enzyme activity
Source: RefSeq, a predicted model, not a curated record